ACGCACCGAGCCCGAAUGCCCGAGCAUCAACGACACGAAUCGCCGUCGUCCUCCUCCGCUUCCUCCUCCAAGCAAACGGAAGUCCCAAACCCAACUCGCCUGUCCUCUCCCCACACUCCCUUCCCUCCACGGCCUCGCCCCCUCCACCCCUCGCCUCCUUGCCCUUUCGUCCCCCGCCCCAUGGGAGCGCGGGCUCGCUAGGGAGACUCCUCCUCCUCCUCCGCCGCCGCCAUGUUCGAGGGGGUGGUGAGCCAGGUGCUCGCCGGCCUGCUCGGCCGCUACGUCAAGGGCAUCCAGAAGGAGCAGCUUAAGAUCGGCAUCUGGAACGAGGAAAUAAAUUUGGAAAAUGUAGAGCUCAUUCUGGAAGCCUUUGACUACCUGCAGUUGCCUUUCGCACUCAAGACUGGACGAAUCGGGAAGUUAAGCAUAAAGAUUCCAUGGAAAAAACUUGGAUGGGACCCUAUAAUUAUUGUUAUAGAAGAUGUGUUUGUAUGUGCAUAUCCGCGGGAGGAUUCUGAGUGGGAAUCCGAGUCACUUGGUAAGAGAGAACUAGCUGGAAAAUUGGCUAAACUUAAUGCUAUAGAGCUCGCUAAAUUUUCCAGAAGAGUGACAGAUAACCAAACGGGGCAAUCACUUCUAUCCUACAUGUCAGCAAAGAUACUGGACAAUAUCCAAGUUUCCAUACGAAAUGUUCACAUCAUAUAUGUUGAAUCCCACAACGAUCAGGGGAGCUUCAUAUUUGGUUUGGAACUCAACAGUCUCUCGAUACAAACAGAUACACAGAAGCAAAGUUUUGCCAUGUCAUUGAUGGCUAGGUCCAGACAAGAUGAAGUGAACAAGAAGAUAAAUAUAUCAAAUGUUGGAAUUUACUGUCAACAGUUGGAAGAACAGCAGAAUCUAUAUGAUGUUGGUGCUCUUACUGAUGCUCAGUCUAAUUUCAGUCUCGGGUUGGCCCACCCAAGAGAUGAUUAUCUUAUAAAUCCAUUUUGUGUGACUGUGUCUGUGCUUGCCAACAACUCCGGAAAGCGUGAUGGUGUGCCUCAGUAUGACAUGACUGCAGAACUAACUGCAUUGGUUCUAUCAAUAGAUGAAAUCCAGCUUCAGCAAAUUUUGAAUCUCUGUGAUCACUUCACCAUCUGUGCUCUGCGAACAAAAUAUGGUCGUUACCGCCCGCCUGGGAGCUUUUUAUCUAAGAGACAUAAAGGUUGGCAGAUAAUGUGGUGGCAGUAUGCCAAGGAUUCUAUCAUGGCAGACGUUGAAAGAAGACUGAAGAAAACCUCUUGGAGGUUCUUGGGGAAGCGACUGGAGUGCCGUCGGAAAUAUGUCAAUUUGUACCGAACGAAAUUGGAGCUCUUGCAGAAAGGACAGCUUGUAAGUAAAGACAUUCUACAAAAGCUGGAAACUCUGGACAAAGAAUGUGAUAUAGAUGAUAUAGUUAGCUACAGAACAAUUGCAGAGCAACGACUACAGGAUUUGUCUGUGAAAUCAACAAAAGACAACUUUUGUAGUCCAGGAAGUCCUCGAACUGAUGAGCUGUCAGCAGGGGCAGGCCGAGGAUGGUUAAACUGGCUUUCUCUUGGAAUGCUUGGUGCUGGUGGAACAGCUGACACUAGUUCAUUUGCUGGUGUUGUUUCAGAAGACAUUAUUAAGGAUCUAUACGAGGGAACAGAAUUUCAUCCUGUUUCUUCUGCUGAAAAUCAUCUGACAAAGGAAAACUACUACUCUUUGAGACUAUCUAUUCCUCAAAUACUCACAACUGUCACCUCCAGAAGGUUUGGCAUGAAGCUUAUUGAUGGGAUGUUUACUGGUCUUGGUACUGAAUAUAAAAUAUGGGAUGAUUCAGCAACUAUCCUUGCUUGGCUUGAUUCACUUGAGAUAACUAACCCGUUGAAUAAAAAUAAAGUCUUGCUGGCUCAAAAGUGUAGCACUGGUGAUGGUCUAGGUGCACCUGUUAUCAGUAUUCAAGUAGACUUUCCGAAGUCAAACGAAAACUCAGAAGCUUCAACACGGGUUGUUGUCCAGGAAUUCAAUGUCAUAUACGAACCAGAACUCUUCUUUAAUCUCCUGCACAUCUAUGAUUUGUUUUCCUCUUUCCAAUUCCAGCAUGAUAGGGUGCUUUCCUCGCUAAACCGUUUUGAUAAUUUUGGAACAAGACUUCUUUCCAAACUGGAGUACAUGUCUGUGAACCAAAAGAAACUUCUCUGGGAUUUAAGGAUUCACCAUUUCGUCAUUAAGCUACCAUCAUAUGAUUGUGGAAGAGAACUUACUAUGGUUUUUGAGGCUGAAGAUAUAUCCAUGCGAUCCAAAGAUAGAGUUGGCGAUGAUUCUCAGACACAAGAUAACAAUUAUUUUCUUGACUACAUGUCGAAGAAAACUUCUACUUGUUUUUCUGACAGCCUGCUACCUGGGUUGCAACUGGAUGACCUAUAUAAUCAUUUUGAGGUUAGCCUCACCGGAUUCGAGGUGAAGGUGUUGAUGGCUAGUAGACAUGAUAUAACCUCUACACUGGUCAAACUGGACGCUUCUAUUGUCCUUGGAUUGUGCAUAUUCUUGGAUGAACCAAUGCUGAAACAAUUGGAGGUUGCUUCUAUUGUGCGAUCUGCCAAUAUCUACUUCUCUCGGACAAUGUACAGUGCUGUUGUUAAUUUGUGUACCUAUCUGAAAGAAAGUAACCUAGUUGGAAGCAACACUUCCGUUGAUACCAUGACUAAUGGGCCCAAUAAACCAGCCUUAAAUAUGUCUGCAUCUCUCAAGCUGGACAAACUGAGUUUAAGGGUUGACCUUGAAGACAAUGGCAAGGAAUGUUCACUCAUCACUGUUAGUGUUGGAGAUAUUGACAUCAGGUAUGCUGUGUGGGAAUUGUCAGAACUUUGGAUCAUCACCAAGAUGGUUGAAAUUACUUCCACUGAUCUGAAGAACAAAUCAAAUUCACAUGUGCUAUGUUCAUCAGGAAACUACAAAACUAGCACUUGUGUAGACUUGACAGGUUUUCCUGAAAGUUCUGCUGCCGAGGCUUGCUUAAAGCUGCAUUACAGGACUCACAAAUAUAAUGAUCAAAUACAUCAUGUGUACCAGUUGAACUUAAAUGAUGUUGAUCUGCAUGUUCAUCCAUCUGUAUUUGGUCGGAUAAAGAAGUUUUUGAGCAAUCUUGAUGCAGUAUCUCCAGGUGGCAGUGCUGUUGUGUCCUCAACAAUGGACCAGAGUUCCAUGAAACCUAAGGCAGCCAAUGCCAAAUUUCCUAAGCUUUCAUUGUCAGAUAUCUGUGGAGCAGAGAGCACAUCAUUUGGAGGAGUUUCUGUUGAUCACUUUCCCUUUUUACAUGCUGAUAUCAUAUCUAAUUUCGGAUGUUUAGAAACUCAAGAUGUUGAGGCCUUAGAUAUUACAUCUUCAAAGAGUAAACAGUGUCAUGAGACUUCAGGUUUAAAUGGUUACUCUGCACCAGAGCUUGCAAGCAAUGCACAGUGUAAAAAUGAGCAUACUAGCUGUUCAUCUAACUCACUGAAUAACACAAAUAAUGUCAGCACUACCGUUCUGGAUUUAUCACUUGUUUCGGUUAGAACUCAUUUCCAUGAAUCAUGUGGUAUUUUAGCAACACUCACUGUUCCCGAGUCUAUAGCAACAUUCUCACUGGCAGAUGCAACUUCAUGGGACCUAUUGUUCUCUGCUAAAGAUAUAUUGCUUGCUUCACCGUGGACAUCACCAAGUGUCAGUGAGGUACUCUGGGGGACUUAUUCACAUGGUAAUUCUAAUGUACUCAAUGUCCGUGUCAAAAAGGACUUGUCUGCUCUCUCAACUGAAGUAUGUAUUGCAACCCAAAAUGUUUGUUGUGUAUUACCAACAAAAUUGCUGGCAAUGAUUAUUGGAUAUUUUUUAUUGGAUGAUUGGGAUCCUAUGGUGGAAGAGCAUCACUCUGUGGCAAGUAACAAUCUUGAGUGUUCCGGAGAAUUGCAUGACAGUAUCACCUACAAAAUUGAGAUAUGUGAUUGUGUUAUACUUUUUCCUGUCGAAAAUCAAGAACUUUUUUGUAUAAAACUUGGUGUUCCAUAUUUUUUCUGCGAGUUCAUUCCAACUGGGAUUUCAACAGAAUUUGUCAAGCGUAUUCCCAAAGAAUUCUUGAGUUCAGAAUGUACUCUUUCCAGUAGAGCUGAUGUCAUCAGCCUAUGUUUAAGAGAUGCAUCCAUAUCACUUGUAUUCCUGAAUGAGCAAACGAAAUUUAUCCCGAAGCUUGAUGAGGACAUGCCUGCAAGAAUACACCCUCUUGUGGAAAAGCUUGAUGCCGGUAUAUGGAUUCAAGUUCCUUGCAAAAAACCAUCCUGCACCGAGCAGCCUUUGUUGGCCACUUUCAUUAUGAGCAAAAUAUCAAAAUGCAAUUUGAUUUCUGAAGAUUUGUAUUUUAUGGACGGGAUGGAGACAGUUUUUCGUAUUACUGACGAGUUAACUUCAAUUGUCAAAGAAAGUAAAAUGUACGAAGGCAAUGCCCGUCAGUUUUUAGAACGUAGAAGAUCCAAUGAGGAGAGCGUUGAAUCUAAUGAGCCUAUUAAUAUUACUAUUUCUAUCAAGGAUCUGGUGGUUCUCUUUGGUCACUCAAAAGAUAAAGUUUUGCCAUUGGAGAAGGUUGCCACUGCAAACCUUGAGUUUGAUGUUUCUGCUGUAAUGGUUAAUGAAAAACCUGAGCAUGUUGACAUGGAUAUUGUCUCUUUAGCUCUACACUCAUCUGGUGGCCACACUCUUGUCUCCAUAGUUUCUGAUGGGCCAUCAUCUCCUAUUCUAAUCAAGUUCACAAAGCAUCAUGCUGGGCGAGAUGAGAUAUUAAUUACUGUACCCUUUUUCGAGACCUGGUUAUAUUUAGUUGAUUGGGAUAUCAUUAUCAACCAUUUUCAUUCCUACAUAAGAAAGGAAGACAGCAGUUUGCAUGUGGGGCAUCCAGCAGCUUCACCUCAUUUUUCAGGCUCUGCAAUGUCAUCAUUUCUUGAAUCAGAAUCACAAGACAAUUCUUACUUGGUGGUAACAUGUGAAAAUAUUGCUGUUGUUGUUCAUGUACCUAUCUGGGAGAAAGAGCAAAAUGAGAAUAGCAAUUAUCCAAGGGUUGACGGGAACUCUGGUUCUUAUUUGAUCCACCAUGCAGAUGAUACUCAAUCCAUUGAACCAAGAGGUUGCAAAUUUGUCACCUUAACUUUUGAGAGUAAACAUUUUGUGGUCAUGUUAGGUGAAAGCUGGGUGAAGUUCAAAUGUGAUUUAGAUAGAGUAAAAGUAAUACUGGAGAUGAUCCAAGUGAGCAAGGGUGCCUCUGUUCCGUUCAUGCAUAUAUCUAAGAUUAAAGCUGGUGGCUAUAUUCAUCAAUCAGAAACUGACAUGCUACAUCUUUCUGUUGAUCUACAAGCAGAAUACAUGGAUGUUAGUUUUUCACACCAGAUAUUUAGUUUCUGGCGUAGUAUAGAACUCAGAUUUCCUAAAUCGUCGUCAUCAGCUUCCUCAUUUUGUUCUGUGACAUUGAAGGCGGGAUUAAGAAAAGGUUCUCUCCUGCUAAAUGAUGGAAGGUGGAGCAGUCAUGGGCCUGUUAUAGAGACGUUGGUGAAGAACUUGUCACUGCAAUUUAGUCAAAUGGGUGUUGAGACUGAAGUUUCUGCUUUUGUUGACUUUCUGAUAAAUUACAACAACAUCGACAAGGUUAUGUGGGAACCUUUUAUAGAGCCCUCAAGUUUUCAGUUAAACAUACUUCAAAAAUGUGCUGAUCAUGCACUGGAUGUAUCUCCCAUUACUGAGGUGUCGCUAAAUUCAAGCAAGCAGCUUAAUGUUAAUAUAUCAGAGCCCUUGAUCGAGGCUAUCUUCAGACUUAGUGAGAUGAUCACAGAUUCUCUUAAUCCAAGUAGUGGAGGUGAUCUUCGAGAAGAUCCUGGGAUCGUGAGGUUAAGCCGUGAUGAUGUGCACACCAGGAGAUACGCACCAUAUAUUCUCUCAAAUGACACAUCACUGCCAUUUAGUUUCAAGGUGUAUCGUGGUGCUGUUAAUUCAGAUGACAUUGAUAGUUUCUCUGUAGUAGAUGAGAAUUCUGUGCCGGCAGGAUAUUCUGUCCCGAUAUAUGUUGAAGAAACUCUAGAUGAAUUCUUCUUCCAGCACAGGGAAGCACGAUCAUCUGAACACCUCAUCGAGAAAUGGAUGAGUGCAGUCUCACACUAUAUGAUUUCCAUUGAAUUUGAUGGGACUUCCGGGUCCUCUAAGCCAAUGUCAAUUGACCUUGUGGGCAUUUACUUCUUUGAAGUCAACUUCUCUUCAAGUAAGAAGCCAAUUCUUGGCGAGGAAAGCUUGGAAGCAUUUGGAUCUGGUAGAAAGGGUAGCCAUCAUGAUGGAUUAAUUGUGCCUGUUGUACUCGAUGUUUCCUUGCAGAAUUAUAGCAAACUUGUACGAGUUUACUCAACGGUCAUACUCUUCAAUGCAACAUCAAUGCCCCUUGAGUUGCGGUUUGAUAUACCAUUUGGUGUUUCCUCAAAGGUAAUCGGGCCAAUUCUUCCAAACAAAGAGAUUCCCCUGCCGGUUCAUUUGUCUGAGGCUGGCCAGAUUAGGUGGCAUCCUGUUGGCAGAACUUAUUUGUGGAGUGAAACCCACUCCUUAUCAAGUUUGCUUUCACGUGAAAGCAGGGUGGGUUUUAUGAAAUCAUCUGUGUGCUAUCCUUCUCACCCUAGUAAUGAUCCAUUUCGCUGCUGUGUAUCUGUUGAAGAGUACACUGUCCCUUCAUCUAGUAGUGCCCAGAAAGGUCAGUACUGCACUGACCAUUUGAAUGCACAACCAAUUCUUGGAAAUACUGCUCCAAGGGCUUCUAAGCAGGUUUUAACAAGAACGCAUUUCAUCCGGCAAGUCCGACUUAGUACACCUCUUCUCAUAAAGAACUAUCUCCCUGUGUGUGUAUCUUUGACAAUAGAUAAUGGUGGGGUUGCACAUCAGGUUUCACUUAAGGAGGUGGGUACCGCCUCUAUUUAUUUUGUUGACCCCUCCAACGAUCUUGGAAUCACAUUUCAUAUUCAAGAUUACAGAUCCGUGACCAUAAAGUUUCCCCGUGUGGAAUCGUUCUCUAAUGGAGCCACAUCAAAUGGCUUGAAAUUCUCCUUAACAGAGACGAUCGCGUUCUACUCAAAUGUGUCGAAAUGUCCUUUCAAUGUUAUGCUGGAGAAAGCAACAGAUGCUCAUUCUGGUGCAAGAGAGCUGUGCCUUUCCGUGCCAUUUCUUUUGUACAAUUGCACAGAUCUCUUGCUUACAGUCACAGAAAUCAGCUAUGAGAGGAGCGGGUCCACCCUUUUGAUCCCUUGCAGUUUUGAGUUAGAUGGGCACACAAGACAUGUGCUCGGGAAAAAUGGCCUUUCUCUUGUUUCAGAAGACCCAUCCAUACAGCACUUUGCAAGUAAAAUGCCACAGUUGGAUUUUAUUGAUGGACACAGCUCUCAUUCAAACAGAAGAGUUGCAAAUAACAGUGAGCAUGUGCAGAAAGAAUGUGACAGAGAGGCUAAAGCUUACAUGUUUGCUCCUGCUGGACAUACACCUCCAACUGAACUUUCAGUUAAGCUGAAUGCAUCCGUACCUAAUAGUGGAACUGAAACAACUCGACGAGAUUGGUCGAGUCCAUUUCUCCUUGUCCCUUCCAGUGGUUCAACGAGUCUCACUAUUCCACAAUCAUCUACUUCUAGUGCCUUCUUAAUAGCCGUAACAUCUGUACCUGUUUCGACAGAACUUUUUGGGAGGACAAAGGCUAUUGCUUUCCAGCCGAGAUAUGUAAUUUGUAAUGCAUGCAGCAAUGAUAUGUUCUAUAAACAAAAGGGAACAAGAUUUUCUAAGCAUUUGAGCUCGGGACAACACUCUUUUCUUCACUGGGCUGAUACAGCCAGAGAAUUGCUUGUCUCGAUUCGAUUUGAUGGGCCAGGAUGGCAAUGGUCUGGUAGCUUUUUCCCUGGCCGCCUGGGAGAUGCCCAAGUGAAAAUGAGGAAUAGUGCCUCAGGUGUAUCAAAUAUGGUUCGAGUGGAAGUACAAAAUGCUGAUAUAGACAUACAUAGCAAAAAAAUUGCUGGAAGAAACAAUAGUACUACCGGUACAAUACUGAUUCUGCUGUCUGAUGAUAAGACUGGUUUUGUACCUUACAGGAUUGACAACUUUUCGCUCGAGAAACUGCGGAUAUAUCAGCAGAGAUGUGAAUCUAUUGAAACAAUUGUAUAUCCUUACACAUCAUGUCAAUAUGCCUGGGAUGAACCUUGCUAUCCUCACCGUCUUAUUGUUGAGGUUCCUGGGGAACGGAGUUUGGGUACAUACAGUCUGGAUGUUCUCAGUGAUGAUGUUCAUGUGGCCCUACCUUCCACACCUGAGAAAGCCGAAAGAAAAUUUGGCAUCUCGGUGCAUGCGGAGGGAGCAAUAAAGGUGCUCAGUAUUAUUGAUUCAAAUUGUCACAACACGGACACAAAAGAAGCAGGUGUCCUUGGAUCAAGGGAACCAAAGGAUGCUGAUCACAAACAGGAGAUCGAGUUGAACUUCACUGAAGUUAUCAAAAUACACUUACCAUUCAUGGGCAUAUCUUUGAUAAGCUCUUCUCCUCAGGAAUUGUUGUUUGCUUCUGCCAAGGAUAUGACAUUUGUUGCCAUGCAGAGCUUAGAUCAGCAGCGGAUCACGGUUGAAAUACCAAGUAUGCAAAUUGAUAAUCAAUUCUCUGACAGCCCAUACCCUGUCAUGCUGUCAUUUGAGGGAAGCCACAAGGGAAAAUCGAUUAAUUUUUUGAAGAGUAAAGAUAUCAAGCUGAAAUCUCUAAAUGAGAGUAGAAGUUCUAAUACCCCAGAACCUGUGCUGCGGUUUGCUGCAGUAAAAUGGAGAACUAGAGAUACAUCAUUUCUUUCGUAUCAACGUAUAAACAUCAGUGUAGCACCUUUCUGCCUUGAACUUGAAGAACGACUUGUCCUGAGCAUGAUUGACUUUUUUAGAUCCGUUUCCUCUAGAGUGCAUUUUGGUCUGUUGGAGAAAAGUGUAGACUCAAGUAUUUUAUGUGGUGCUACUGAUAUUUUUGGUGAAUAUGCAAAAAUAUCAAAAAACCUGUCAGACAAGCCCCAAAGCUCCUACACAGUGGACACUGAUCAAGACAAUGGACUGCUGCCGUCUGUUAUCCCGAUUGGUGCACCAUGGCAACAGAUACACCUAUUAGCCAGGAAACAGAAGAAAGUAUAUAUUGAAUUGUUUGAGUUGACUCCUGUCAAGUUAACUUUCAGUUUUACUAGCACUCCAUGGCUCAAUAGGAAUGAAGGUGUCUCAGACCCCAGCACAAGCUUCAACAACAGUACUGCAAUUCAGAGAGGCCUUAUGGCUCUCAUUGACGUUGAAGGAGUACCAGUUCAUCUAGGAGAAAUAAUGGUAGAAAAUCUUAUGGCAAGUUGGCAAUCCAUCCAGGACAUUCUUGUGAGGCACUAUAGCAGGCAGUUGCUUCAUGAACUCUAUAAGGUUUUUGGCUCUGCUGGCGUUAUAGGGAAUCCUAUGGGUUUUGCCAGGAAUGUUGGAUUUGGCUUAAAAGACUUUAUGUCUGCCUCAAGGAAAGGGAAAUUGCAGAGUCCUGUUGAACUAUUAAACGGUAUCGCACAAGGUUCAAAAAAUCUUAUUGGCAGUACGGUUUAUGCAGUCAGUAGCGCCACUUCUCACUUUAGUAAAACUGCCUAUAAGGUAUUAUCUGAGCUCCAGUUUGAUCAUUGGAAAUUACGCUCUCCAGAAGUCACGGGCUCUCAUAGCUCAUGGAAAUUUGUUAUGCAGGGCCUUGUUGCGUUUACAUAUGAUGAGCAAACGGCUUCCAAACUGGAUGAACGGGACAGACAGCUAGGUUUGCAUGGGGAAGGAGUGCUGAAUGGGUUUCUAGAGGGUCUGACUGGGCUCCUCCAAUCGCCAAUCAGAGGUGCUGAGAAACAUGGUCUUCCUGGGGUUAUCUCAGGUAUAGCAAUGGGAACAGCUGGGCUUGUGGCUAGGCCUAUGGCCAGUAUUCUUGAAGCCACAGGCAAAACUGCACAGAGCAUAAGAAACCGAAGCAAUCCUCAUGAAUCCAACCGCCUGCGUGUCCGUUUCUCGAGGCCUGUGGCCAGAGAUCGCCCUUUGUUCCCAUACUCCUGGGAAGAAGCAGUUGGAGUAUCUUUGCUUCUCCGAGCUGAUGGUGGCAGGCUGAAGGAUGAGACAUUUGUCGUGUGCAAGACACUCCGAGAGCCCGGAAAGUUCCUUGUGCUUAGUGAGAAACUGCUCCUGCUAGUCUCGAGCCGGUACUUGGUGGAUUUGGGGUCACCCCAGUUUGCUGGUGUUCCUCCUGACCCACAGUGGGCUAUUGAAACUGAGAUGAACCUGAAAUCUAUUGUUCAUCUGGACAGAGCUCAGGAGGUAGUGAACAUUGUUGGGAGCAACGGCGAAACAUCGCCGAGGGACAAAAGAGGCAGAUCAAGAGACAUUGCCCUGAGCUCAGCCUUCAUCCCACUAUUUCAUUUCAGUGUCGAGCUGCCAAGCAUCGAAGAUGCAGAGGGCACGUUGCAGUUCUUAAUGGCACUUAUAGAGAAGGGAAAGGCAAGGAGAUGGGACAAGAACAUCCUUCACCGAAGCAACAUUAGCUGAGGUUUCUGGGUCUUGAGCCUUACUACAGUGCUUGUGAAUGGGGGCAGUCAGCAUACACCUCAGACGACACCAGCCAGGAUCACUGCGCAGCGUCCAGUGAACGUGGAUGACCUUCGGAACAACCGCUCCAUACAAGAGGCGUGUUAAGCAAGUGAUCGUCAUCCGUAAGCAUCUGUUGAUACCAUUAGUAGAUCAGGAUAGAUACUGAUAUACGAGGGGCUGGCGUAGCUGGCAUAAUUUUGUAGCCUUUUUCCUGGAUGAUCCACCACGGAACAGGUAGGAUUAAGGUUUCAGCCUUUUUGUAGGCCAAAUGUACACAUGUAGGGUUUUCCAGAAUUUUGUCCACGGUUCUGUAAAUAAUGGCAUUUGAGUCCCAAAAGUUUUGUUAUCCACUA
Triticum aestivum (bread wheat) is the source of this 10997-nucleotide messenger RNA. RefSeq lists its product as uncharacterized. Bases 232 to 10602 code for a protein of 3456 amino acids. The transcript has 47 exons. Gene Ontology annotation, biological process: protein targeting to vacuole; protein retention in Golgi apparatus. Lineage: Eukaryota; Viridiplantae; Streptophyta; Magnoliopsida; Poales; Poaceae. The record is from RefSeq and is a predicted model, not a curated record.